Molecule: messenger RNA, 2288 nt
Organism: Spathaspora passalidarum NRRL Y-27907
Lineage: Eukaryota; Fungi; Ascomycota; Pichiomycetes; Serinales; Debaryomycetaceae
Gene: GUS1
Product: glutamate--tRNA ligase
Exons: 1
Coding region: 374-2188 (604 amino acids)
Biological process (GO): translation; glutamyl-tRNA aminoacylation
Cellular component (GO): cytoplasm; cytosol; methionyl glutamyl tRNA synthetase complex
Molecular function (GO): glutamate-tRNA ligase activity; ATP binding
Source: RefSeq, a predicted model, not a curated record
ACUGUAUACCAUGUCAUUCAGUUUAUCCAUUGCUGCCAAGGCUCAAUUUGUGGCCUACCCAGUAUUGAUCGCUGUUGGAUUCAUCAACUCCAGUGAUUCCACUGUGUCAAUCCCUAUUGAAUUUGUUGACGACAAGUCCGUUGAUCCAAAAGAUGCCAAUGCCAGUUUCAAAUUAGUCACCCCAACUGAAUCCUUCACUGAGCAAGCCUCUGCUCUUGAGUUCUUAUCCAAGCAAUUCCCAGAUGUUUUGCCUGGCCCAGACGGCGUUUCCACCUGGAUCAAGUUCGCCAUUGACAAAUUAUACAUCAAGAACUUCAAGGUCUUGUUGGUCGACUUGGAAAAAUUGGACGCCCACCUCAACUUGCGUUCCUUCAUGGUUGGCUUCAACUAUUCCAUCGCCGAUAUUACUGUGUGGUCCGUUCUCCGUGCCAAUGCCUUGAUGGGUUCUGUGCUCAAGCACCAAGUCUACGCCAAUGUCAGCAGAUGGUAUGCUCUCCUUGCCAGCGACUCCCGUUUUGAAUCCCAAGUUGAAUUCAUGACCAAGUCUGUCAAUGAAUUGCGUAAAGCCGCCAAGUCAGCCCAAAACGGUGGUAAGAAAGAAACCCACAAGGCUAACUUUGACAUUGAAUUGCCAGACGCGCAAAUGGGUAAGGUUGUCACCAGAUUCCCACCUGAACCUUCUGGAUACUUGCACAUUGGACACGCCAAGGCUGCUAUCUUGAAUGAAUACUUUGCUCACAAUUACAAGGGUAAGUUGAUUAUCAGAUUUGAUGAUACCAAUCCAACCAAGGAAAAGGAAGAAUUCCAAGACUCCAUUGUCGAAGAUUUGGCCUUGUUGGGUGUCAAGGGUGAUGUUGUCUCUUACUCUUCCGACUACUUUGACAAAAUGUACGAAUUAGCCGUCAAGAUGAUUAAAGAUGGUAACGCUUACUGUGAUGACACUCAGUUGGAAAAGAUGAGAGAACAAAGAAUGGUGGGUGAACCAAGUGAACGUCGUAACCGUACCGUCGAAGAAAACUUGCAAAUCUUCACUGAAGAAAUGAAGAACGGUACCGAAGUCGGAUUAAAGAACUGUGUUCGUGCCAAGAUCGAUUACACCGCCUUGAACAAGACCUUGAGAGAUCCAGUCAUUUACAGAUGUAACUUGACUCCUCACCACCGUACCGGUGACAAAUGGAAGAUGUAUCCAACUUACGACUUCUGUGCCCCAGUCGUUGAUUCCAUCGAAGGAGUGACCCACGCCCUUAGAACCAACGAAUACCGUGACCGUAACGCCCAAUACGAAUGGAUCAUCAAUGCACUCGGUUUGCGUCCAGUCCACAUUUGGGAUUUCGCCAGAGUUAACUUUGUCAGAACUUUAUUGUCCAAGAGAAAGCUUCAAUGGUUUGUCGACAAACAAUACGUUUCCAACUGGGACGAUCCACGUUUCCCUACCGUCAGAGGUGUCAGAAGAAGAGGUAUGACUGUUGAAGGUUUACGUAACUUUAUUAUUGCCCAAGGUCCAUCGAGAAACAUCAUCAACUUGGACUGGUCAGUUAUCUGGGCUUUGAACAAGAAGGUUAUUGAUCCAGUUGCCCCUAGAUUCACUGCUGUUGAAGCUGAAAACGCCGUUGUUGUCAACUUGGACGGUCCUGCUGAACCAUACACUGAAACCAAACCAAAGCACAAGAAGAACCCUGAUGUUGGUACCAAGCCAGUUGUCUAUGCCAAUAAGGUCUUGAUUGACCAAACUGAUGCUAAGGAAUUGGCUGAUAAUGAAGAAGUCACCUUUAUGGACUGGGGUAAUGUUAUCGUCACCAAGGUUCACAAGAACACUGAAGGUGUUGUCACUUCUGUUGAUGCUAAGUUACACUUGGAAGGUGAUUUCCGUAAGACUUCUAAGAAGUUGACCUGGUUGGCUGAUACUGACGACAAGGUUGAAGUUGAUUUAGUUGAUUUUGACCAUUUAAUCACCAAGGACAAAUUAGAAGAAGGUGACGAUUUCGAAAACUUUAUUACUCCAGAAACUGAAUUCCACACCAAGGCCGUUGCUGAUUUGAAUGUUGGUAAAUUGAAGGUGGGUGAUGUUAUUCAAUUUGAAAGAAAGGGUUAUUAUAGAGUUGAUCGUGCUUAUGAACAAGGUAAGCCAGUUGUAUUAUUUACUAUUCCAGAUGGUAAAACUGUUUCUAAAUAUGGUGCCAAGAAGUAAGUAUAUUUUUUUUUAUUAACAGAGAAAUUUAUAUAUAUAUAACAGAGUCUAAUAUUUUGUCUUCCAUUUACUGGUGAAUUGAACCACAUUGGGAUCGUAC